Molecule: messenger RNA, 2388 nt
Organism: Pyrgilauda ruficollis (rufous-necked snowfinch)
Lineage: Eukaryota; Metazoa; Chordata; Aves; Passeriformes; Passeridae
Product: collagen alpha-1(I) chain-like
Exons: 4
Coding region: 1-2388 (795 amino acids)
Source: RefSeq, a predicted model, not a curated record
AUGCGCUUGCGUCGCUUCACAACAGAAGCGGCGCAGAGUGACUACUUUCAGUUUUUUAAGACGCUUAUCCUUUACCGACUGACCGAGGGGCUCGGCAGGAAGCCAGGGCAGACGGCAGCGCGGACGCGCACCCCACUCCUCCCCACUGCGAGCGCUGCCUCCCGCGCUCGGCACCGGCCAGCCAUCCCCGGCGGAGGCUCCAGCCCGCUCCCAAACUCACGUGGUGCAACAGCCAAAGGUUACACGCACCGCCGGGACGAGGAUGACACCGCCGUUAGAGGCGCUUCCCACCGCGGAGCGGCCCCGCGCGGGGACGGGCUCACCCGCGGCGAAACGCCCGCCAGGGCUUCGCUCUCCCGGCCCCCGAACUGCGUACGACUCAGCCGCGGUCAAAAACACCGCCCUGGGGGCACGGCGGGCGGGCGAGGCUGCGCGGGUGCCGGGCUCCCAGCCCCCGCGGGGCGGCGAAGUGCCCGGGAUGUCGGUGUCGUGCUGCCGCAGCGGGCUAAUCCCGGCUACUUAACCCGGCGGGCGGCGGGGGCUGAGCACCACCUUAAUCCACGACGUGAGCGCGCCCGCCCGCCAGGAGCUUGCAGGGCCGCGGCGUGCCGGCCGUGUCCAGCCGCCACGUCGGGGUCCCCGACGGUGUGGCUGUGCGCUCCCGCGGCGGCUCAGCCCCGCAUCCGCUGCCCUCAAGGUCACGCCGUGCCCCGGCUGCACGGAGGCGGCCAGGUGCACGCUCCGGUUACCUGCGGAGAACCGGCGAAAGCCCAGGAGCGCGGCGCGCAGCCCCUCCGGCCGCGCCGCCCCCCCGAGCGAGCCCGGCCACGGCUCGCAGCCCCGCGGCGCGAGCGGAGCAACGCUGCACCUGCCGCCGCGCUGUUGCCCGGUCUGUCGGCCAGCCGGGAGGAGAGCCGCCCCGAGCCGCCGCCGCGCUUACCUCCGCGCCGUGGGGCCGACACAGCCGCCGGUCGGGGGCCAGGACGAGGCGCCCGUAAACCUGACGCCGCCCGCUCGUUCGCUCGCCGAGCGCACAAGGUCCCCGCGCUCCCCGCCCUGCCCACGGCCGGCCGGCCCCGCCGCGCCGCCCCCGCCCUGCGGCCGCGCGAGGAGGGCGGGAGAGGGGGCGGGGGGGAAUCAGCGAUUCGCCCUCCUCGCGGGCGCUCCCACCGUCGCCGCCGCCGCUCCCCGGGGCCCGCCCGCCUCCUUUCCCCCGCACGCACCGGGCAGCGCCGAGCGCGCCGCCGAGCCCCUGCGCCGCAGAGCAACCGCUACAGGAGCCGGGCGCCACCGGGCAGGGCGGGGCGGGGCGGGGCGGAGCGCAGCGAUCCGCCCGCCUCCCGCCUCCGCCCGCCCGCCGCAGUCACUCACUUGCCCGCGCCCGCCGCCCCCUCCUCUCCCGGCGCCGCGGCCGCCGGUCCCCGCCGCCUCCCUCGCCGCCUGCGGAGCGCGGGCCACGUGACGGGGCCCCUCUGUCGGCCGAGGAAGGGGGGUCUCGACGUGCGGAGUCUUCAAUGGGGGAGGUGGAGGCGGGGCCCCGGUAGGCACGGCGCCCGCGGAGGCGGAGCCCCGCGCCGCUGCCCGCCCGCCGCCGCCGCCGCCACUGGCGGGCGGGAGGCUGACGCGCUUGUUUCCAUGACGUCGGCGGGCGGGGCCGCGGCGUUUGAUGGAGCCCGGCGGGCUUCGGGGGUCGGUGACUUUGCCACGAGCGGCUCCCGCGGGGCGGGGCGGGGGCGGGGCGAGGCGGGCCCUGGUGUCGCGUCCCUCCGCCCGUGGGUCGCGAGCCGCCGCCAGCGGGGACGCGGGCCGCCUCGAAGGGGCGGGGAUCCCCCGGCGGCGGGAGAGGCCGCGGUCCCACGAGGGAGGGGCGGCCACCGUCCGGACCGGGGCGCGUCUGUUGCCCUGGUGGGCGGGGGCCGUGCCCGGUGCCGGAGCCGUCCCGGGGGCGGGGGCGGUGCCGUCGCGGGAGGCGCCCUAAGGGACCGCCGGGUGCCCGGGGCGCGGUCCUCCCCUGCCCCAGGGGGCGCGGGGGCGCCUUGCCGUGCCGUGCCGUGCCGUGCCGUGCCGUGCCCGCCGGGGCAGGGGCGGUGUCGCCCCACGGCCUCCCCCUCCCGAGAGCAGCCGGUGGGAGCCGCGUUGGCGGCUCCUGAGCAGCGGGCGCGGGGAGCACGGCGGAGCCUGGGCGAGGCUCCGUUCUGUCUGCCGGGCUGCGCUGCAGCAGGAGGUCCCUGUUGCGUGGGGCCGCUGGCGGGUCCGGAGGGGCAGGAACCAGCGUGUCGCUCGCUGCCGGCCGUGGGGAUUAGGGAGCUCCGGAUCCAGCCUCCCGUCAGGCGUGUCUGCCUCUCGGGGAACCCUGGCAGCUCCCCCAGGAGAACGGGGAACGUGUAG